Molecule: messenger RNA, 723 nt
Organism: Aspergillus japonicus CBS 114.51
Lineage: Eukaryota; Fungi; Ascomycota; Eurotiomycetes; Eurotiales; Aspergillaceae
Exons: 4
Coding region: 1-723 (240 amino acids)
Source: RefSeq, a predicted model, not a curated record
AUGACAAACUCCAACAGCCCAUAUCCUUCCCCUUCGAUCCUCUACAACAACACUUCUAACAAAGCCCCGCAGAAGAAGAGCGUCAAGCUCCCUGUACUCCGGCCUUCGCCGGCAGGGGUUCGAAAGCCAGCUGCGCGCCACUCAACCCCCAAUCAGGAACCUCUUCCCUCGACCUGCCGAGCUGUGGAGAGCGAAAUGAGGCCAGAAAAUAGCUAUCAGAGCCCCUAUGCCUACCUGGCGCCAUCCCAGCAGCCAGACACUCGGUCCGCUGCAGCUCCAGCUGUUGCCUCUCCGCCCGUAACUCCAGGCGUGUCUGCGCAUCCGGCUGCUGCGGAUUUGAUCCGAGCCGACGAGCGCCUCGAAAUACGCGAGGAGCUUCUCGGCCGUGGCUACAAGCUACCCAGCGGUCUGUUGCGGGCGCGGGAGCAGACCCCGGGAACGAAAAUUGAGGACCAGGAGGACGAGCAAAACUCGCGCAACCUCACUCUGGGCCAGAAGCUGCGCCGCGCCGAGCUGUCCGUCGAGAUCGAGGAAAGAGAAGUUGGGGGCGCUUCAGGCCGAGGUCGACGCGGCGAAGGCGACCCUCGCGGCCGCAGGAAAGGUGUUGCGGCAGGCCAAGGACCGGCUGCGCGAGGCGAAAGGGAAGGUGGACAAAAUUGUCGAAGAGGUACCACGCUGUCUAGGGCGCUGGGGUGGUUCUUGGACGUUGAGUUUUUUGCUUGA